GAAGUUGAGGAAGAGGUUGACCCUCUGUCCAUUGCUGCAGAGGCUUUGGCUUUGGAUGCCAUGUCCAAAGAGGUGGAAGUUGAGGCUUUGGCUUUGGAUGCCAUGUCCAAAGAGGUCGAAGUUGAGGAAGAGGUUGACCCUCUGUCCAUUGCUGCAGAGGCUUUGGCUUUGGAUGCCAUGUCCAAAGAGGUGGAAGUUGAGGAAGAGGUUGACCCUCUGUCCAUUGCUGCAGAGGCUUUGGCUUUGGAUGCCGUGUCCCAAGAGUUGGAAGUGGAGGCCGAGCCAGAAGAAGAACCAGAAGGACCUGCGAAGGAAGAGGACAUCGUGUCGCCAUUCCUGCAGCCGAAAAAACCAAGACACGUGCGUCCACCUGCAGGAUCAGGCGCUGCUGCAGCAGUGGCGCACCGACUUGCACAACACACCAUUGAAGGUUUGAUGAAGUUGCACGAGCAGGAGAACCGGGAGCUGGAGGCGAUUGUGAAAGAGAAAUUCUACACGCCUGCUCCUGGCACAAAGCUACCGACUGUGCUGAGCUUGCCAUCGCUUCCUAUGGAUCCUAGAAAGGCCAAUGAUGAGACAAAACGAAUCCUUCGCUUGAACUAUCACAGGGUGGUGGGUCAGCCUAAUGCAUACCAUCAACAUAGACCAAAGUCAGCCAUGGACAUGGAUCUCGGAGAGGACCUGAAAUUGCACCAUGAUCCAGAGCUGCAGGAAAAACGUUUCCUCAGGCAACGAGUCACAUACCAAGCGGUGCCUGGGAAUUACCUGAACAACUGCAAGGCCAACGUCUCACCGGCAAGGGCUGGCAUCUCCAAGAAGAUCAAACCUCUGGCAGUAUCUCAGAGUUCACCGCAUUUGCCGCCCGCCACUGGAGCCGAACGACGGCCUCCGAAGCUGAGGCCGCUUGCAAAGGGGGCAGACAAUCUGCGAAAAUUGGCAGAUGGUGCACUUCCAUCGCGGAUUUUACGGCCGUAAGGGUCGUUUGCUCUAGGCUGUAGUUCUGCGGGCUGUAGGCUUGGUGCUGGAAUUUCCCGAGAACCAUUU
Cladocopium goreaui is the source of this 1044-nucleotide messenger RNA. NCBI's taxonomy places the organism in Eukaryota, Dinophyceae, Suessiales, Symbiodiniaceae. The record is from the annotation of a GenBank genome assembly.